UUUGCUGGGUGUGUUUUGGGCCACUUUAAAAAGGCAGCAGACACUCUGAACUGUGUUUUCAUUUCAGCUGCAGCUGCUUUAACUCUUUAACUCAAACAAGACCAGCAACUAUUACAACUCAAGCAUGACCAGCAACUCAGGAUACACCAUAACAAAUGAGGAGGAGGUGAGGAUAGUGAUGGUGGGGAAGACUGGAACUGGGAAGAGUGCCACUGGAAACAACAUCCUGGGACGAGAGUGCUUUGUGUCAAAGUUCAGCGCAAAGUCUAUGACUGUAGACUGUGGUAAGGGCACAGCUGUGGUGGGUGGGCAACAGGUUGCUGUCAUUGACACCCCGGGUCUGUUUGACACCAGGUUUGACAUGGAAAAAACAACUAAAGAUGUGGGCCAGUGCAUCUCUUUUGCUGCUCCUGGACCCCAUGUGUUCCUGGUGGUCAUCAGACUGGGCAGAUUCACUGGAGAGGAAAUGAAGACAGUGGAGAAGAUUCAAGAAAUCUUUGGCCAGGCUGCAGACAGAUACAGCAUGGUUCUCUUUACCCACGGUGACCUUAUUGAAGACACAACUAUCGAGGACUUCUUGAAUGAAAGCUCAGAGCUUCAACAACUCGUGGCCAGAUGUAACGGCCAGUACCACCUCUUCAACAACAGGAAGAAGGAGGAUCGCUCUCAGGUCACUGAGCUCCUCCAGAAGAUCAGAGAUGUAGUCCAGAAGAACGGAGGACACCACUACACCAACGAGAUGUUCCAAGAGGCCGAGAGGUUGAAAAAGGAGGAGGUGAGGAUAGUGAUGGUGGGGAAGACUGGAACUGGGAAGAGUGCCACUGGAAACAACAUCCUGGGACGAGAGUGCUUUGUGUCAAAGUUCAGCGCAAAGUCUAUGACUGUAGACUGUGGUAAGGGCACAGCUGUGGUGGGUGGGCAACAGGUUGCUGUCAUUGACACCCCGGGUCUGUUUGACACCAGGUUUGACAUGGAAAAAACAACUAAAGAUGUGGGCCAGUGCAUCUCUUUUGCUGCUCCUGGACCCCAUGUGUUCCUGGUGAUCAUCAGACUGGGCAGAUUCACUGGAGAGGAAAUGAAGACAAUGGAGAAGAUUCAAGAAAUCUUUGGCCAGGCUGCAGACAGAUACAGCAUGGUUCUCUUUACCCACGGUGACCUUAUUGAAGACACAACUAUCGAGGACUUCUUGAAUGAAAGUUCAGAGCUUCAACAACUCGUGGCCAGAUGUAACGGCCAGUACCACCUCUUCAACAACAGGAAGAAGGAGGAUCGCUCUCAGGUCACUGAGCUCCUCCAGAAGAUCAGAGAUGUAGUCCAGAAGAACGGAGGACACCACUACACCAACGAGAUGUUCCAAGAGGCCGAGAGGGCAAUCAAAGAGGAGGAACAACGCAUCCUGAAAGAAAAGGAAGAGCAAAUACGGGAAGAAAAAGAGAAACUUGAAAGGGAAAUUGAGGAAAAAUAUGAAAAACAAAUGAAGAAAAUUACUGAGAAACUCCAGACCAGCAACCACAACCCAAGCAUGACCAGCAAGUUAGGAUACACCAUAACAAAUGAGGAGGAGGUGAGGAUAGUGAUGGUGGGGAAGACUGGAACUGGGAAGAGUGCCACUGGAAACAACAUCCUGGGACGAGAGUGCUUUGUGUCAAAGUUCAGCGCAAAGUCUAUGACUGUAGACUGUGGUAAGGGCACAGCUGUGGUGGGUGGGCAACAGGUUGCUGUCAUUGACACCCCGGGUCUGUUUGACACCAGGUUUGAUGAGGAUAAAACAACUAAAGAUGUGGGCCAGUGCAUCUCUUUUGCUGCUCCUGGACCCCAUGUGUUCCUGGUGGUCAUCAGACUGGGCAGAUUCACUGGAGAGGAAAUGAAGACAGUGGAGAAGAUUCAAGAAAUCUUUGGCCAGGCUGCAGACAGAUACAGCAUGGUUCUCUUUACCCACGGUGACCUUAUUGAAGGCACAACUAUCGAGGACUUCUUGAAUGAAAGCUCUGAGCUUCAACAACUCGUGGCCAGAUGUAACGGCCAGUACCACCUCUUCAACAACAGGAAGAAGGAGGAUCGCUCUCAGGUCACUGAGCUCCUCCAGAAGAUCAGAGAUGUAGUCCAGAAGAACGGAGGACACCACUACACCAACGAGAUGUUCCAAGAGGCCGAGAGGGCAAUCAAAGAGGAGGAACAACGCAUCCUGAAAGAAAAGGAAGAGCAAAUACGGGAAGAAAGAGAGAAACUUGAAAGGGAAAUUGAGGAAAAAUAUGAAAAACAAAUGAAGAAAAUUACUGAGAAACUCCAGGCUGAGAGAGAGAGGGAGAGGAGAGAGAGAGAGGAGGAGAGGAAGAGGGAGAAGGAGGAGAUGAGUGAGGAAAUAAAGAGGUUGUGGGAAGAGAUAAGGGAACAAAGAAAGAGAGAGCAGGAGGGGAGGAAGAGGGAGAAGGAGGAGAUGAGUGAAGAAAGAAAGAGGUUGUGGGAAGAGAUAAAGGAACAAAGAAAGAGAGAGCGGGAGGCAACAGAAAUGGAGAGGAAUAAACUAAUGGAACAGCAUCAGAGAGAACUGAGAGAGGAAACAAACAAGUUGCAGGCCAGAUAUGAACAGGCAGCCAGGAGGAGCGCUGAGAGGAGUAAUCAAGGUUCAGUUUGUGCGAUUCUGUAAAGCUGUUGUAAAAACAACUUGUUGCUUGUUUGGGUGAGUGGUCCCAAAUUCAGGCUGUGACCACAGAGGAAACCUCCAGAAGCUCCGAGACACAGAAACCAAAAAAAAGAAAUCAUCCACAGAAAUAUAAUCACAAUUAACUAUAUAACUAUAAAAUGUUUGCAUAUAAUCAACAUUUUAAGAUCAUAUCACUUAUCUCAAGCUAUUUCACAUUAAAUUAAUAUUGUUUGAAUUGUUUAUUGUAUUUUAAAUCACUGCACUUUGUUUUCUGCAGACUAAUAGAUAUCCAUAAAUAGAAAUAGAUCUGCACUCUGAUUGCUUUUGUCUUUUGCAAAGAGGUGGAGCCACCUAGUGACUUCAUAUAUACACACACUGUAUAUAUGAUUUUCAUUUCCUCUCUCUGGUUCUGGUCAUGUGUCAUUAAAUGUAUUGUAACAGUUUGUAAAUCUUUACAUUGUUUGAUUUUGUUUUCCUGUUGGUAGCAGUUUGUUAUUCAUUCAUACAUUUUAUGGUUAAUGUGGAUUUAAUGCCGCUCAAGAACAAAAAUGUGUUCAUGUGCUAAACUGAACUAGAAAUAAAGAUGUGAUGUGGUGACCAAA
Messenger RNA from Micropterus salmoides (largemouth bass), 3246 nucleotides. RefSeq names its product GTPase IMAP family member 8-like. Gene Ontology annotation, molecular function: GTP binding. The transcript is spliced from 6 exons. The coding region runs from base 125 to 2647 and encodes 840 amino acids. The record is from RefSeq and is a predicted model, not a curated record. NCBI's taxonomy places the organism in Eukaryota, Metazoa, Chordata, Actinopteri, Centrarchiformes, Centrarchidae.